Messenger RNA from Varanus komodoensis (Komodo dragon), 918 nucleotides. It is a transcript of the gene LURAP1, whose product is annotated as leucine rich adaptor protein 1. The transcript has 2 exons. Lineage: Eukaryota; Metazoa; Chordata; Lepidosauria; Squamata; Varanidae. Gene Ontology annotation, biological process: positive regulation of canonical NF-kappaB signal transduction; positive regulation of cytokine production. The coding region runs from base 1 to 918 and encodes 305 amino acids. The record is from RefSeq and is a predicted model, not a curated record.
AUGGAGGUCCCGCCCGGGAGAGGCGCUGAGCUCUCCCUGCCCCCUGACCUAAAGGAUCUGGAGAGCAAAGUAGGGCAGAGACCCCCAGACGGGCUGCUACGUUGGCUGCGGGAGGACCCGGUUGCUCAUCUGCUCCGGAGCAGCCCGAGCCGGGGGUGGAGCCACGGACUGGGGGAGAAGAUCAAGACUCUGAAGGUGGAACUGGCUUAUUUAAGAGCAAUCGAUAUCAAAAUUCUACAGCAACUGGUUGCUGUGAAUGAGGGAAUAGAGGCCGUGAAGUGGCUACUAGAAGAGAAGGGGAUGCUGACCAGCCAUUGCAGCAGCCUUACCAGCAGCCAGUAUAGCCUGGCAGAGAGCCUAGAGACAUCCCGGCGGGGCAGCUGGAACAGUCUUCAGGAUCCCAAUGACAAGUUGGACAGCAUCUCUGUGGGCAGCUAUUUGGACACCCUGGCUGAUGAUAUGGAUGAAUAUGGGCAAGGUUCUUCUGUAGAGCCCAUCAUGGCAUCCACCGCGGGCAGGCCACUGGCCAGAGUUGAGUUGGAAAGAUCAAAGACUGACGUAGACAGGGGCCUCCCUGCCAAAAACGAUAGAGAGCAGGACAGGAGCAAAGCAUAUCUAGAGAGGGUCUCUAGUUUGGUUAAGAGCCAAAGUUCCACUGAGCAAAACAGAGCUAGCAGGCUGUCACCACCGAUGGCCAAUGGGCUUUUGAGUAGACAAGUUCUUGGACUGGAGCAGAGCACAGAGGCUAAAUUUCCCUCCACAGCCACAGAAUGCUUGAGCAAAGGUAGUCUGGCCACAAAUGCCUCUCGGAAUAACAAAGCUGACACGGAUAACUGCAAAUUCAAUGUCCAGAGGCACCUGGAGUAUGAUGCCCAUUGGCAGUGGGUUCAGUCUCAAGAGGAUGUGACGUUCUUGUAG